AUGGAAUAUAAAAAAUAUAUUAAUUUAAUAUUCAUUUUAAUUUCAAUUUAUGUUGUUAAUUCAGUUUCGUUGACAAAUAUAUACCAAUCAUAUGGAUACAUACAGAUUUUUGGUGAUUUGGAUUCAACCACUAGAGUCGAAAUAGGUGAUACGAUCACUAAUCACACUCAACCAUGUAUCAAUAUCUUUAAAUUCAAUAGCUCACAUAUAUCAUGUGAAUUUUAUAAUUCCACCUACAUUGAUUACACCACAUUAAAUAUCACCGUGUAUUUCAAUGCUACUACACCAGGAACCAGAGUUAGUUCAGAGAUUGCUAUUCCUUCUCAGUUUGGAUAUCAAUUCGAUGGAUGCAAACCAACUUAUUUCUUUGAUACAAUCAACAAAAUUUGUAAAAAAGCAAGUCCAAGUAAUUUAUAUUCUUAUAUUUGUAAACAAGGAGCAAUGAAAAUUACCAGGAUUUCAACAAAUGGCAAUUUAGGUUCGACGAUUUGUUCGGAUUUGAAAUUCGGAGGACAUUUAGAUUCUAUGAACAUUGUAGAUAUGAUUCAUUAUCGAUAUAUCCAGUAUCAACGUUGUUGGAACAUUGGAAAUUUGACAUCGUACAUGGUGUUGGAAGCGGAUUUACCAAACUUUAAUUUUACCAAUCCCGCCUCAUUCAUAAAGCAGAUGACCAAACAACUUUGUUCUUCAGUGUUUUCCACACCGGAUAUAAUAGAUCUCGCAAAAUCCAAUGAUCUCUACCGAUAUACUUGUAUCAAUUCAUUGAAUAUUCCAGAGGACAGAAUAGUAAACAGUGUUCCAGGUCCUCGUAUUUGCGACGGAAGACCCGCCGAUUCAAUGGAGCGUAUCAUCACCAAUUGGUUGACUGAUAUACAGUGUUUGAAUGGCGAUUGGAACAGCGAUGGACAGUGCGUUUGCCGAGAGAAUUGGAGUGGUCCGUCGUGCACCAAUUUCAUAUGUAAGAAUGGCUUCAGCUUGAAUACUUUAAGCAACUCUUGCUUUUGCAAUAAAACCUGUAAGGAAGAUGAGAUGUUGGAACCAGUUCUAUGUCAGUGUAUGUGUUCUCCAAAUAAUCCAAUACGAUGUAGCGAUGGCAGUUGUGUCGACGCAGUCUCUGCUUGUGAUUCCAAGUUGACUUGCCCGCCCGAGAGUCCAUUCAAAUGUUUCAAUGGAUCCUGUAGUGAUUCUCCAUGGAAAUGCCGAGCACUCUCACCGAGAUGUAGACAUCCCGAUGAUUGUUGUUGGGACGGUAGUCCUGUAAAGGAUGUACUUUCAUGUUUGCCACUGCCAGCUUGUUUGCCACCAUUCAAUCAUCGAUGUCAGGAUGGCACCUGUAAAGCUGGGGCGGAUUCUUGUAUCGAUUUUAAAAAUCCAUUCUGUGAGUUAUCGGUUUGUCCAGACGGUGUAAACUGUCCGCCCUGUCCACAGUACGAUGGUUGUCCCAUAUCUGUGCCAUUCCAAUGUACCAGUGGAGCGUGCGGUGCCAACAACACCGAUUGUAAUCCUUUGAACAUGCUGAGAUCAGAUAUUCUAAAUGGCGUUGCACAUCUACCGAUAUUUGACAAACCAGAGUCAACGCAAGUCACCAUCCAAUUGGGCAAACCAACUAAUAUCAGCGUAGUCUCUGAGAACGAUAUUCUAAUUGGACAGAUCGACAUCCUCAUUCCACCGGUAGAAGCGACUAACUUUACGGUGGUCAGUGUCACACCAUUGAGUGACUCUUAUCUUAGACAGGUGACAUUUAACAACUCAAAGUAUAGUUUCGAUAACUCUAUAUUCAGUCCGGUGUUAAAUAUAACCUUUUCCCAUUUAAUAAGAGAUGAAAAUUAUCAUAAAGAUAGAUGGUUUGAUUUCUAUGUAAGCAUCAAGUUUAAUGUUAAUAUGUCGAUAUUAUCAGAGAAUAUUAUUGGAAAUCGAUUAUGGGAAUCAGUGGAGAUGCCCUAUGACGAUAUUCUAUUAAACUAUUGUCUAGGAUACAUUAAUGAAACACUGAAUCAAUGGACUUGUGUACAUUCAAACAAUUCAAAAAAGGAUCUUCUUCAUUUCGAUAAGGAUUCGGAAAUGGUUGUUGGUUGGACGAAUCAUUUUACCUCUUUUGCACUCUUACUACGUACUGAUCCAGUGCCCAACUCUCAAAAACCAGAAAAAAGCUUUAAUGAUAAACUAAUCAUGAUCAUCACUGUUGUAUCAAUUGUAUCAUUUGUAUUUAUAGGUUGUUUGGUCGCAUUGGUUUAUUAUUCUUUCAAGAAAUAUGGAAGUUUUUCGACUAUGAGAAGAGCUUGGAAAGAGAAAUUAAGAGCAAGAUUACAUAAAUAA
Messenger RNA from Heterostelium album PN500, 2316 nucleotides. Its product is annotated as phosphatidylinositol 3-kinase 2. NCBI's taxonomy places the organism in Eukaryota, Evosea, Eumycetozoa, Acytosteliales, Acytosteliaceae. Bases 1 to 2316 code for a protein of 771 amino acids. The record is from RefSeq and is a predicted model, not a curated record. The transcript is spliced from 3 exons.